This is a messenger RNA of Drosophila biarmipes, 1806 nucleotides long. It is a transcript of the gene Pu, whose product is annotated as GTP cyclohydrolase 1. The record is from RefSeq and is a predicted model, not a curated record. Gene Ontology annotation, cellular component: cytoplasm. The transcript is spliced from 5 exons. Lineage: Eukaryota; Metazoa; Arthropoda; Insecta; Diptera; Drosophilidae. Gene Ontology annotation, biological process: tetrahydrofolate biosynthetic process; tetrahydrobiopterin biosynthetic process. The coding region runs from base 192 to 1178 and encodes 328 amino acids. Gene Ontology annotation, molecular function: zinc ion binding; GTP cyclohydrolase I activity; GTP binding.
CAGCAGCCGUCAGAAGAGCAGAGCCACCCGAAGCGCCAACACACAGAGCCAAAGUCCAGCAGAGGAAAAAAGAGACACCAGCGAGAAAAAUAUAUAGAAAUCGACUCGGGCCAAGUUCGAAGAUUGUGUGCGCCAGCGAGCUAGCCGUUAAAUUGAGUUCUGAGUUCCGUUCGAGUGGCAAACAAACCGCCAUGAGCUUCACCCGCCAACUGUCCGAGAUGAGUGCCAGCGAGCUGAACGAUGCCAUCGACGACACCAACUUCCCACAGGCCCACAUCCUGUCGCGCGGUCGCAACAACAGCGUCUGCUCAACAAGUAGCACCUCGGGCACCUCCUCGCUGGCGGACAGGCCGCCCCAGCAGGCGGAGGAGUCGACCGCCGUGGGAACCCCCAUCGAUGAGGUGGCUCCUCCGGCUCCAGCUGCAGCCACAGUCCCUUCUCCCCUGCCCGGAAGCCAGAGACCCCGCCUCAUCCUGAAGACCAACGGCAGCACCCCGGAUAGCGAUGGUACACAACCAAAAACACCAAUGACACCGCGUACAUCGACAACGCCAGGCCACGAGAAGUGCACGUUCCACCACGACCUGGAGCUGGACCACAAGCCGCCGACGCGGGAGGCCCUACUGCCCGACAUGGCCCGCUCGUACCGCCUUCUCCUGGGCGGACUGGGCGAGAAUCCCGAUCGCCAGGGACUGAUCAAGACCCCGGAGCGGGCGGCCAAGGCCAUGCUGUACUUCACCAAGGGCUACGACCAGAGUCUCGAGGACGUUCUCAAUGGCGCCGUUUUCGACGAGGAUCAUGACGAAAUGGUGGUGGUCAAGGACAUCGAAAUGUUCUCCAUGUGCGAGCACCAUCUAGUGCCCUUCUACGGCAAAGUGUCCAUCGGUUACUUGCCGUGCAACAAGAUUCUGGGCCUCAGCAAACUGGCACGCAUUGUGGAAAUCUUUUCGCGACGCCUCCAGGUCCAGGAGCGCUUGACCAAGCAGAUUGCAGUGGCCGUUACCCAGGCUGUGCAGCCUGCUGGAGUCGCAGUUGUGGUAGAGGGAGUACACAUGUGCAUGGUGAUGCGUGGCGUGCAGAAGAUCAACAGCAAAACUGUCACCUCAACCAUGCUGGGCGUGUUCCGAGACGAUACCAAGACCCGUGAGGAAUUCCUGAACUUAGUCAAUAGCAAAUAGAGUGGACCAAAAGGACAAAUACUGAAAUCCGAGACCAACUAAACCCCCUACCAUAUUUUUGGAGGCGCUUAUAUAAAACAAACAAAGAAAACAAAAACGAAACGAAACACAGGGUCCAUUAGUUUAUGUUUUCUAGGAUUGAUUUCAUUUAGUUAGUGAAAUGUUUGCAGCCAUUUUUCUUGUUGAUCGAUGUAAAAACUGUUAAAAAUUCUGUUAGCUAAAUACAUUUUUAGGUAGACGAGAGAAAAGGAGACGAGAUUCGUUGAGGUCGAUUCUGAUUUCCGGUGUUGGGUAGUUUUAUUUUCAAUUUUAUAUGCAGUUCUAUGGCACUCGAACGAUAAUUUUUACAACUUAUACCUACGAGUAAUGCAUUGUGCAAUAAGGGAACAACUGAUAAUAAAUCAAGGCAAAUUGUUUAGGGAAUUUACAAUUUAAACAGAGUUCAUACAAAUUAAUCAACUAUAUAUGUAAAGUUAUAUCGAAAUUAUUCCGCAAAAGGAAUUAACCAUGUGGACGAUUUUAAAUGUUGAAAUUUAAUGCUCAUUGUGUAAAUGAUGUCGCUUGUAGUGAAUCAAAGCUGCUUAUUAAUUAUACAAUAAAUUAUGUAUUUAAAUACCGUUGAAAAAAA